CUGAUGUUGCUUCCAGAGGCAGUUUGCAACUGUAGUGAGUGCUGCAGCGGAGGAUAGGCAAUCUUUAUGUUCUACAUGCUGUGAAACCACACUGUAUGACUCUGUUUACAUCUCAAACACUAAAUUAUGCAGAAAUUUAGAAAGAUUGUUGGAGUUCCCCUUUGAAAUGCAUCAUUUUGUGUGGCCUACAAGUAUAAAUGCAUUUGCUAGGUUGGUGGGAUUCUCAGUAGGCCAAAUAUUAACCUCACUCAUUGGUUUGCUGCGAGGUUAAUCAUUGACCUGAACUUUGGUCACGUUUAGAAACUUCUUUAGCUGAUGGGUCGUGUGGAUUUAGAAUUUCUCUGAGAGAGAAGAAACCGUGCAGAUGGAGAGAACCGCUGCUGUCGCUGUCGCUCUGGUGAUGCUGUUGCAGAGCAGCCUGCAGGUUGCAGUGAAGUCUCAGGACUGCUCUGAUGAACUGAAGCAGCUCAAAGAUCUGGUCUAUCAACCCUUGACUGCUUUGGCAGAGCUGAAGGUGAAGGUGAGCUACAUGGAGAAAGAGAACACAGCUCUGGAGGCCAGACUCGCAAGCCAUGAGAAGGAGAUGGAGAACUUGAAGAAAGAGAAUGAAGCCAUGAAGAGGGAUCUGGAAAAGCUGAGGAUUGAGAUUUCAGGAAUGCCAAAGGUGGCGUUCUCCGCUGGUUUACCUGCUGGACAGAUGGGCCCAGUCAACACGGAGUCCACUCUGAUCUACAGCAAAGUCUUGACGAAUAUUGGAGGUGCUUAUAACCCAUACACAGGCGCCUUCACCGCUCCAGUCAGAGGGGUCUACUACAUCAGAUUCACUGCAGCCGCGUACAACAGCGACAGCAACAAUAUGGGACUGAAUCUGUACAAAAACGAUCGACACCUGAUGCAUCUGGGCGAAUACAACAGCGACGGCAAAGCGAGGCACGUUUCAGGUGCUCUGACUCUGGAGCUGGAGGCCGGAGAUGUGCUUUACGCUCGUCUCCCGGAAAACUACAUGCUUUAUGACGAUUCCCUCUUCCGCAAUAGUUUUAGUGGCUUCCUCAUCUUUCCCAGAUCCCAGGCCUAAAUUACAGCUACCCUUCUACCCUUCUACCCAUCUACCCUGGCAAACAGGACAUUUGCUCUGGAAAUUAAACAAUGAACACACAGUGGGGUCAUCAAGAAGUACUGUACUGUAGGUGUGUGUGUGUGUGUGUGUGUGUGUGUGUG
This is a messenger RNA of Pygocentrus nattereri (red-bellied piranha), 1218 nucleotides long. RefSeq names its product complement C1q-like protein 2. Bases 365 to 1075 code for a protein of 236 amino acids. The record is from RefSeq and is a predicted model, not a curated record. Gene Ontology annotation, molecular function: protein binding. The transcript has 5 exons. NCBI's taxonomy places the organism in Eukaryota, Metazoa, Chordata, Actinopteri, Characiformes, Serrasalmidae.